Molecule: messenger RNA, 1620 nt
Organism: Bufo bufo (common toad)
Lineage: Eukaryota; Metazoa; Chordata; Amphibia; Anura; Bufonidae
Product: outer dynein arm-docking complex subunit 3-like
Exons: 2
Coding region: 1-1620 (539 amino acids)
Biological process (GO): cilium movement; outer dynein arm assembly
Cellular component (GO): cilium
Source: RefSeq, a predicted model, not a curated record
AUGGUAAAUGGUGGACAAAGAUCUCGGGCAGAUACUAAAACAGCCAUGCCCAGAACUCCAACUCUUCUUGGAAUAAAGUCAUCAAUUCAAGACCAAAUGGCGGCAUUACAGCAAAAGAUACAGUUGCUAGAAUAUGAUCACAUAGCAGACCAGGAGAGUGCUAGCCACACCAUCAAGGUAAAUCAGGAGACUAUAAAAUUGCUUCAGCAGGAGAACAAGAAAUUAAACCAGGAAUUAGCUGAGGAAAAACAGAGACAAGUUGACAGGGAGACUAAGAGUGGACAUGUGAUUGUCCAGCUCAAGGAGGGCAAGCUCCAUGAUAGCAUCAAACGGUUUAAUGCCCUAUGUCACCAGGCCCAAGUCCGCAUAAAACGCCUAGAGGAGUUAGAAUCAAUGAUUAAGCAGAAUGCUGCAGUUCAGAACAAUAAUGAAGCCACCCAAGAAGAACAGAUUCAGCAUCAUCUAGAAAAUAAACUGGAGGAAGCACGACUAAAACUACAGGAUAUUGAACACAUCAACAGCAUUUAUAAUAAAAUUACUACCCAUUUGCAGGAAGAAAUGGCAACUUACCAACCACAGAUACAACAACUAGAGACUGAAAUCUUGGUGUUCGGAAAUGAGCUAAAAGAUGUAAAAACCAUGAAAAAGAAUGCAGUAGUGUCACGAGAUAAAGCCUGGGCAGAAUAUAGGCACCAGAAGAAGGAAUAUCGCUGUAAACACAGUAGCAGAGAACAGAUCUUGCGCAAUUUGACUCAUCAGGCCAAAGAGAGGCGUCAUUAUAAAAAGGAACAAGCUAAAUCUGUGGUUUUCAUUGAAGUCCAAGCUCCUACUGAUGCCUAUGAGGUCCCUCCUGCACAAGAGGAGGAAGAAAGGAUCUGCACCUAUGAACAAGCUCUAGAGAACAUCAAGGAGGCGAUAGGUGUAACUAGUAAAAGUGAAGUUAUACAGCGCUUCAUAAACCAAGGGGAGAAACGCAAAUACCUGGAGAAAGAGAAGUUAAAGGCUGAAACAACUCUGAGUGAAUUAAAAGACAAACAGAAAAACACAGAUAAUGCUCUUCAGGAACUAAAGUACUCAGCUCAGGCUAAGCUGCAAGCCAAGCUAUCCAACAAUUUAAAGACUUUAGAAGAGCUCCGAACUCGACUACAUCUAGAAACAAAAAAACAAGACAAGUUUAAGAUGAAUGCUGAGGAAAUUGCUGAAGUCCUAAAUAAAGCAAAAUCUGAAGUAAAGCGCCUAGCAAUAAGACUCCGGCAUCUUAAGUUGCCUGGGACCAGUUUUCCAGUAAAAGAUCUCUCCCUAGAUCUUCAUGCCCUGGAUCUCUUAGCUGUCAUUGGUCAGAAAUUGCAGAACCUCCAGAAACAGUUAGAAGGUGAAGACAUUGAUGAAAUCUUCAGGGAGAUGAAAAGUAAAGAGUAUCUAGAAACCAUCGAGCGCAAUCUCCCAGUAAGUAACCUACGGAUUUCGCUGCUGUCACCAACUAAAGAGGAAACAUCUGAUGACGAAGACAGUGGAGAGGACGAUGAAGUGAUGACUAGAGAAAGCAUAAAGAAGCUUUCCCAGCAAAUCAGUUUAUUCAAAAGAAAGGCCAAUAUCUGGUGUGAGAAGUGGGUAAAGUAA